Messenger RNA from Nanorana parkeri, 1845 nucleotides. RefSeq names its product nuclear receptor subfamily 1 group H member 2 (gene NR1H2). Lineage: Eukaryota; Metazoa; Chordata; Amphibia; Anura; Dicroglossidae. Gene Ontology annotation, biological process: lipid metabolic process; positive regulation of transcription by RNA polymerase II; negative regulation of transcription by RNA polymerase II. Gene Ontology annotation, molecular function: zinc ion binding; nuclear receptor activity; RNA polymerase II cis-regulatory region sequence-specific DNA binding. Bases 231 to 1565 code for a protein of 444 amino acids. The record is from RefSeq and is a predicted model, not a curated record. The transcript has 10 exons.
AGCCAGAGGCGGAAGUGUCGCGCUGGUCUGGCGGAAGACAGCUUUCUGAAACUAGCCGAAGAGUUUGGAAACGGAGGAGGAGGAUGGAACGGUGGGGAGGCACAGGUUCAGAUGCUGGCAGGAGGACAGUCCAUUUACUAUGAAGAAAAGGUUUUAAGCUUCUGUUCAAGAACUCUCUUUGCUGAACAUUGUGUGUUUGGCUCACGAUGCAUGGAGAAGACUGACCCAAUAUGUCAGCCACGGCUGUCAAUGGCUCUGUCAAUGUGUCACUUGACGGAGAAUCUUUCCACACAGUGGAUACAUUUCUUGCAUUGGAUUCUGCUAGCAGCACUAAGUUAACAAUAAAGGAGGAGAGGUCAGAGUCUCAAGGAAGUUCUAUACUACCUACUGAAAAUGAAAUCCUCGGAACGGAUGGGGAAGGCUCCUCCCACAGCACAGCAGAGGAGCCAGAACGUAAAAGGAAGAAGGGUCCUGCACCAAAGAUGCUGGGUAAUGAAGUCUGCAGUGUGUGUGGAGAUAAGGCCUCAGGCUUCCACUACAAUGUGCUAAGCUGUGAGGGCUGUAAAGGCUUUUUCAGGCGUAGUGUAAUAAAGAAUGCCAGAUACACUUGCAAGAACAAUGGCAAGUGUCAGAUGGACAUGUAUAUGCGCCGAAAGUGCCAGGAGUGCAGGCUCCGGAAGUGCAGAGAGGCCGGCAUGCGGGAGCAAUGUGUUCUGUCAGAAGAGCAGAUUCGUAGCAAAAAGAUCAAGAAGCAGCAGCAGGAGGAUGAUGUUGUUCGUUCAUCUGCAUCUCUGGGUCCCCCCAGCCCCUCUAUGCUGACCCAGGAUAUUGUCCAUCUCACACCUCAGCAAGAAGAAAUGAUACAGCAACUAGUAUCUGCCCAGCAACAGUGCAACAAAAGGUCGUUCAGUGAUCAGCCUAAAGUAACGCCAUGGCCCCUCGCCAAUGACCCGAACAGCAGAGAAGCUCGCCAACAACGCUUUGCUCACUUUACUGAGCUAGCCAUCAUCUCUGUGCAGGAGAUUGUGGAUUUUGCCAAACAAGUCCCUGGGUUUUUGGAAUUGUCUCGAGAAGAUCAAAUAGCACUUCUGAAGGCAUCAACCAUAGAGAUAAUGCUGCUGGAAACAGCGAGGCGUUACAAUCAUGAGACUGAAUGUAUAACUUUUCUGAAGGACUUCACAUACAGUAAGGAUGACUUCCAUCGAGCAGGACUACAGGUGGAGUUUAUAAACCCCAUCUUUGAGUUCUCACGUGGAAUGAGGCAGAUGCAGUUGGAUGAUGCAGAGUACGCCUUGCUUAUAGCAAUCAACAUCUUUUCUGCUGACAGACCAAAUGUGCAGAAUCACCAGCUUGUAGAGAACCUCCAGCUACCGUAUGUGGAAGCUCUGCACUCUUACACUCGUAUCAAGAGACCUCAGGAUCACCUGAUGUUUCCUCGUAUGUUAAUGAAGCUGGUCAGCCUGCGAACUUUAAGCAGUGUGCACUCAGAACAGGUGUUUGCUCUGCGCUUACAGGACAAAAAACUGCCACCAUUACUGUCUGAAAUUUGGGAUGUCCAUGAAUAGCGGACACUGGCGAGAAUGGCUAGCGGCACAUUACUCCGUUUUGCUCUCCUAUAUGUUCAGCACUGACUCGAGUUCCAUUUAUAGACUUGACAUCAGACACGUAUGUGGAGAUCGUGAGGACCCUGCCCGGGGCCACACAGGAGGACUAAGCAUAACCUGAAAAAGGGUUUUCUUUCCCUGGAUGUCCCUACUUAGGCAGAGACAUGGGGAAAACAACAACAGCUUUACAUGAGUUCUGCAUAGUAGGCCUGCAUUGGUCUAAGGGAUAGAUGUCACGUUU